CCAACGGGAGCUCAUUCAAGUUUGGUAACUGACAGCGGACACAUCAUCACAAAAUGAGUACAGAAAAGUGGGAAGACAACGAGGAAAUCAAAAUAUUCCGGGAAUACCUAAGGAUAGCAACUGUGCAACCAAAUGUGGAUUACACUGAAUGCGUGGAGUUCCUGAAGAAACAGGCUCAUAGCCUGGAUCUUCCGGUUGAUGUCAUAUAUCCUGUAGAGAAGAAGCCCGUGGUGAUCAUUAAGUGGCUAGGAACCGAACCGGAACUACCCUCCAUUAUUCUAAACUCGCACAUGGACGUUGUUCCAGUGUUCCGUGACAAGUGGACCCACGAUCCCUUCGCCGCUGAUAUAGAUGAGGAGGGAAGGAUCUUUGCUCGUGGUACUCAGGACAUGAAGUCCGUGGGCACAGGAUAUCUUGGGGCCAUUCGCCUGCUUAAGGCCAGUGGUGUCAAGCCCAAGCGCAACUUUUUCGUGACCUUUGUGCCCGAUGAGGAGAUUGGCGGUGAACUGGGCAUGCAGGAGUUCGUUAAAACCGAAUACUUUAGCAACUUGAAUGUUGGACUCAGCCUCGACGAGGGUGGCACCAGCGAAAUCGAUCUGUUCUAUGUGUUCUAUGCCGAGCGCAUGCGAUGGGGUCUCAAACUGAACUUCAGUGGAACUUCCGGACAUGGUUCGUUGCUCCUGCCCAGCACUGCUGGCGUGAAACUGAACUAUGUGCUGAAUAAGCUGUCGGAGUUCCGCGAAUCGCAGGUCCAGCGUCUGGCGAAGGAUCAGACCAUAAACAUUGGUGAUGUGACCACCAUUAAUCUCACCCAGCUGAGUGGCGGAGUCCAGAGCAACGUGGUGCCACCUCACUUCGAGGCGGUCUUCGACAUGCGCCUGUCCAUCACCCUAGACGUGGUGGCCUUUGAGAAGCAGAUCCACGAUUGGUGCGAGGAGGCAGGUGGCGGCAUUGAGAUCUCCUACGACGAGAAGGAGCCCUACGUGGCACCCACCAAGAUUGAUGACUCCAAUCCGUUUUGGCUGGCCUUCAAAGCUGCCACCGAUGAACUUGGCCUGAAGAUCUACCCCAUUGUCUGCCCCGGUGCCACCGACAGCAGGAAUAUUCGUGCUCGGGGCAUUCCAGCUUUGGGAUUCUCACCCAUUAAGAAUACUACAAUGCGCAUCCAUGACCACGAUGAAUAUUUGGGAGCCGAGACUUAUUUGAAGGGCAUUCAAAUAUACAAGAAAAUUCUGGGCAACCUGGCCGAAGUCUGAAAAAUUAAUUCGAAAUAAUGCCUGAGAACCUUAUCAAAAUAAAGAUUAAUGAUUUUGUUAUAAGUUGACAUACAAA
Molecule: messenger RNA, 1332 nt
Organism: Drosophila eugracilis
Lineage: Eukaryota; Metazoa; Arthropoda; Insecta; Diptera; Drosophilidae
Product: aminoacylase-1
Exons: 4
Coding region: 54-1256 (400 amino acids)
Biological process (GO): amino acid metabolic process
Cellular component (GO): cytoplasm
Molecular function (GO): aminoacylase activity
Source: RefSeq, a predicted model, not a curated record